CCGGCGCCCACAGGCGGCCCAGGCCGACCGCAUUGGCGCGUUCUCGCGCGCCACAUUGUAUGCUCGUGCAAUUUCUCGGAGGAUUACGACGGGCAUCGUUCGAGCGUCGAGGUAACGCGCGUCCAUCAACCGGCACGUUUCGGAUGAAAAUAAUAGCGCUCGAGCGUCCCACGUGGAUAAGUACGCCUCGACGAUAUUUCCCGGUGCCGUGCAAGCGCUGCCACGAACGGCCAGGAGCAUUUCGUUCGCUCUGAUCGCGGAGGGGAGUAAAUAUACACGAGGUAGAGAGGAAUAAAGCGCGAGGAUGUCAGGAGCGUUUCUGAUACUUGCUGGACGAAGAUCAACGUGUAGCUGGCUUCAGCAGGGAUGUCGCGUGGCGUAUUUGUAUAAAAAUGCGACCAAAGACUUGCGUGCGCAUAGCGUGGCGCGGUACUGCGUUUCUGUGAACGGCCAAGAUAAACCUUUGUCUCAGGGAAAGGAAUAUAAAGAUGUGGAAAACAAAAGUUUACACGUUAGAUUGAAAGAAUUAGCAGAGCAAAAUCCAUUUGGAGGAAAGCACGUUAAGGGUCUGAGGAUUAAUAGAGAAGCCAUAAUCCAAAAAAGAGUGGAACGUUUGUACCCGCAAGCAAAGUCUUCUUUGUUAUCUAUUUAUGCAGUAGUAGGUCAUGAACUCGGUGAUCCAGCAGUUUUAACUUCAAGUGUUAAGAACAUUACUGCAAAUAAAACUAAGCGAUGGGAAGUUGCCUUUAAUGUUAGAUGGCCAGAAGUUAUGUCCUUUAAAGAAACUGGUAAAACCAAAGCACUCGCUUCGAAAAAUGCAGCUAUGAAAUGCUUGCAGUGGUUAGAGAUGAACAACAAAUUGAACAACGGCAAACCGAUUGUUUAUGAUAAGGAGGUAAUGAGGGACAUGCAACAUAAGCCCGUUGAAUUAAAUGUCACUCCUGAAAUGUUAAACAGUAUGUCAGACUUGAUCAAGACUUACGACACGGAAAUACGGAGUCUAGCAUUACAGCAAAGGUCUUUCAGCACUCCUCGGGUACUGCAUCAGACUAGGACUGACGUCCAUCCAAUACUUGGACCAAAUACUCACACGGACACCUUCCAUCGUAAUGAACUAUUGAAAGGAAGAUUACUGGAAAGAUCUAUCGAUGACGCCGUCACUUUACCGAUCCACGAGUUUAAAGAUGAAAUUCUCUCCAAGCUUGAGAGCAAUCGAGUUCUAUUGGUAGAAGGCGACACCGGUUGUGGCAAAACUACGCAAGUUCCUCAAUUUAUAUUCGACACUUUCGCGGGUAACGGGAAUGCCACAGAUUGCAAUAUAUUGAUAUCACAGCCACGUAGAAUCUCGGCGAUCUCUCUGGCGGAUCGCAUCGCAUACGAAAGAGCGGAGAACGUCGGGGACGUUGUGGGUUUUCAUGUGAGAUUAGAACAUCUGCUGCCGGAGCAACUCGGCACGAUGGUUUUUUGCACCACCGGUAUACUGUUGAGAAAAUUGCAGAGCAAUCCCGGUCUGGUGGGGUGCUCGCACGUCAUUUUGGACGAGGCGCACGAGCGCCAGAUCGACACCGACAUGCUCAUGAUUCUGCUCAAGAGAGCCCUGAAGAAAAAUCCUAAUUUAAAAGUGCUGAUAAUGUCGGCGACUAUAAAUACGCACAUGUUUCAACAGUAUUUCGAUUGUCCCGCUGUACGAGUACCAGGUAGACUGUACUCUGUAAAGAUGCAUUUUCUGGAAGAUAUCGAGCACCUUCCGAAUAUCCACAAGUACAGAACAUAUGUGAACUCGAGUCGUCACGAGGACGAAGAAUCUGACAAGCUUUCAGUUGAUUUUGGGAAAAUGGUACAGCUUAUAAAAUGGAUUUCUAUGCAUAAGCCGCCCGGCGCUAUUUUGUGUUUCUUGCCAGGGUGGCAUGAAAUCACGAAGGUGCAGAGUAUGCUCGAGGAUACGUCAUCCUACACCCAAAAGCAUUUGAUUUUGCCGAUGCACUCUAAAGUGUCGCACAACGAACAGCGCAAAAUCUUCAAACAUACCCCGGAGGGUGUGCGGAAAAUUAUCUUGGCCACGGACAUUGCUGAAACAGGCAUUACGGUCAGCGACGUGGUUUACGUUGUAGAUUCCGCCAUACGAAAGGAAUCGCGAUGGAACGAUAACAAAGAUUUACCUUGCAUAAGCAACCGCUGGGUCUCUCGGGCAAACGUUUUACAGAGAAAAGGGAGGGCUGGACGAGUUAAACCUGGCGAAAGUUAUCACUUAAUUUCCAAAAAAGAAUAUGAGAAAUUAGAGGCGCAUCCAGUACCGCAGUUGUUAUGCAAUCCGUUGGAGAAAGUAAUUCUUGACAGUAAAACAUAUACCGACGAGAAGGCAGAGCAAUUUCUGGGUGGAUUUUUGGAACCGCCCACAUCAGCUGCAAUACAGAAGGCACUGAGGUACUUGGUAAAUCUCGGAGCUAUGGACAAUGAGGAGAAUCUUACGGCUCUAGGCAAACGAAUAGCGCAUUUCACAACAUAUCCUAAGUUUAGUAAAGCCAUGGUAUAUUCUUCAAUCUUCAACUGUGUGCAUCCUGUGGUAACAAUAGCCAGUGUUUUCUCUAACGAGGACUCUCUUUUUUACGAUGUACUGAAUAAAAAGUCUGAGAUCAGGGAAAAUAAAAGAUUGUUCCACCCAUCCAGCGACCAUAUGGCGAUGGCUUGGUUGUUCAAGCAAUGGUACACACAUAAUGAAACAAGUCCGCACUUAAUAUUGUCAUUUUGUAGAAAGAUGAAUCUCCGACCGCUCAAAAUACAAAUACUGAGUCAGAUACGAAAUACAUUUAUCCAGCAGUUGACCGAAUGCCGCCUGUUGGACAAAGACAUGUUGUAUUACGAUUAUAGUAAAUCUAACGUCGAAGCAAAUAAAUUUGAAAAUUGCGACGAGCUGGUGCAAGCUGUAUUGUAUUCUGCUACGCAGCAAUUUAUAGAACAUCAAGAUAUGGGGUUUAAGAACGGAAUUGUGAGGAAGGGCGUUAACAAACUUCAAACACAAGGUCGUGCUACGGCUGUAAUUUCGGGGGAAAGUGUCAAUUACAAGCGAAAAGUUUGGCCGAGUUCUUUCUUGACGUAUUUUAAUGCUGCUCACUGCGAGAUGAGACGUAGCACGGUAAUUCGUGAAACAAGCAUGAUAUCACCUUUGACGGUAUUACUUUUUAGUCAACAAAGGAUUCAAUAUCACGAGUUGGAUGAUAACAGAACAGAAAUUGAGAUCAAUGUUAAUGCGCGACACACUUUAAGAUUUGCUUGUGAUAACGAAACUGCUGAUGUACUCUUGAAAUUCAGAGACAUUACGUGGACUCUUGUGCAGUACUUAUUGGAGACUCAAGGAGUCUCCGAACAUAGAAAUAAUUUUAAUUCAAAACAAAUAAUUGAGUACAAAGAGAGAGUAUUCCAAACUCUUGCAGAGCUCUUGCACAUGUCAGCUGCACCUAUAGAAAAUAUUGAAAAAGCCAAAAGAAUUUCUGUAGAUUAAAUAUGUAUAAUAGGACGAAUUUACAUAAUAAUGAUUUUGACACUGUAACACUAUUUCGGUCGACAUAGCGUUGCUUGUGAUUUAUUCUUAUUGUUAAGUACCUGUUGUAUAUAUACAUAUUGUAUAUAAGUGUGUUUGAAACAAUACCUAUGAGUAUAGAUCGACAGCUUUACGUAUAUAUAUUUAACAGAGUCUAAACAAUAAAUAAUCAACUAUUUGAAUAA
This is a messenger RNA of Vollenhovia emeryi, 3723 nucleotides long. RefSeq names its product putative ATP-dependent RNA helicase DHX30. NCBI's taxonomy places the organism in Eukaryota, Metazoa, Arthropoda, Insecta, Hymenoptera, Formicidae. The record is from RefSeq and is a predicted model, not a curated record. Gene Ontology annotation, molecular function: DNA helicase activity; ATP binding; G-quadruplex RNA binding. Bases 305 to 3499 code for a protein of 1064 amino acids. Gene Ontology annotation, cellular component: intracellular anatomical structure; cytoplasm; nucleus. The transcript is spliced from 14 exons.